Oryza brachyantha (malo sina) is the source of this 1501-nucleotide messenger RNA. RefSeq names its product 4-hydroxy-2-oxovalerate aldolase. Gene Ontology annotation, cellular component: cytoplasm. NCBI's taxonomy places the organism in Eukaryota, Viridiplantae, Streptophyta, Magnoliopsida, Poales, Poaceae. Bases 49 to 1092 code for a protein of 347 amino acids. The transcript has a single exon. Gene Ontology annotation, molecular function: aldehyde-lyase activity. The record is from RefSeq and is a predicted model, not a curated record.
GAUCCCCAAACCUCUCCGCCGCCGAUCGGCCGCUCCGGCUCGCCCGCCAUGGCCGCCUUCGCCUCGUCCUCGGCCUCGCUCUCCCGCCUCCUCCGCGCGCGCAAGCCAAGCCCCUCGUCGCCUCCUCCAUCCCGCCGCGCCCCCGCCCUGCUCCCCCUGCCGCGACGCGGGCGGCGCUCAGCCUCUGCCGUCUCCGCCGCCACCUCCGAGCUCCUCUCCGCUGCCCCUUCACUCAAGUCACGCCUCGCCGCCGGGAAGACCCUGUAUGGCUUGUUCCUCCUCUCCUUCUCCCCCACCCUCGCCGAGCUCGCCGCGCUCGCCGGCUACGACUACGUCGUCGUCGACAUGGAGCACGGCCCCGGCGGCAUUCCCGAGGCGCUCGCCUGUCUCCGCGCCCUCGACGCUGCCCGCACCCCCGCGAUCCUCCGCCUCCCCGAGGCCUGCUCCAUCUGGGCCAAGAAGGCGCUCGACCUCGGCCCCGCGGGUCUCAUGCUUCCCGCCGUCGAGUCCCCCGCUGCUGCGGCCGCCGCCGUGUCGCACUGCCGAUACCCGCCCCGUGGGGUUCGUGGCGCCGCCCACCCCAUCGUCCGCGCCUCCGUGUAUGGCCUCGACGACUCCUACCUCUCCCGCUGCGAGGACGACACCCUGAUCAUUUGCCAAGUCGAGACUGCCGCUGGCAUUGCAGAGGUCGACGCCAUUGCCGCCGUUGAUGGCGUCGACGUCGUCCAAAUGGGGCCACUCGACUUGUCAGCCAGCAUGGGGUACCUGUGGGACCCAGGGAACAGGAAGGUGCGAGCCAGGCUGAGGGAGGCCGAGAAGAAGGUGUUGGAUGCCAGGAAGAAGAAGGUGACUGCUUCAGAUGGCAACGUGGCAUAUUUAGGCGGAUUUGCGAUGCCGAAUGACCCAGCUGAGCAGCUCAAGUUGAGGGGGUACCAUAUGGUGGCUGGUGCAGCGGACAUUGGGAUGUUCCGAAAGGCGGCAUUGGAGGAUGUUAAGCGGUUCAAGGAGGCAGUGAUGGAAAUUGGUGAGGAGGGAGAUGAAUAUGGGGAUGAAAAGAAGGACAAGGAGGAUGACGGGUACUGGAGUGAGUAAGCUUAGCUGAGCUGAAGAAGAGCAAGGAACUGGUGAUGGUGUCUUCUGUUUAUCUUCUGAAUUGAGAUUGAAUUGGUCCAAGUGUUCUUUUAUGGGAUUCCAAUCCUAUUUUCCAGGCCCAUAGUGUACUCUUAUUUAGUUAUUGGUUCUUGGGUUGAUUUUUAGGAGAACAUGUUUGGGCAUCUUCCCAUUUGUAGGUGGUAACAUCUGAGUACCAAUAAAAGUCAGAUUUUAUCUCAUCCAUUCAAAAAACAUUGGAUUUUCCAGAACUGUUGCUGUAGUAUCCUAUAUUUUCCUUUUAUUUGCACAUCCAGUGAAACUAAAUUUCUUUUUUUGUCAAGCAUCAUAAAUUAUGUCAUGGGAAAAAAGGUGCAGCUCUUAAGUACUUCUCUCUGGAUUGUUGGUGUUG